Messenger RNA from Chlamydomonas reinhardtii, 2774 nucleotides. RefSeq lists its product as uncharacterized. The record is from RefSeq and is a predicted model, not a curated record. Gene Ontology annotation, molecular function: magnesium ion transmembrane transporter activity. The coding region runs from base 153 to 2087 and encodes 644 amino acids. Gene Ontology annotation, biological process: magnesium ion transport. Gene Ontology annotation, cellular component: membrane. The transcript is spliced from 15 exons. NCBI's taxonomy places the organism in Eukaryota, Viridiplantae, Chlorophyta, Chlorophyceae, Chlamydomonadales, Chlamydomonadaceae.
CAUAACUUGCCAGCGAGCCGAAGCGACCUGUAGGCAAGAAAGUCAACGCAAGCAACAGGACAAACCUUGAGCAAAACCUUACGUAUUGUGGCUUGCGAAAUUAAAAAUGACAUAGGUUACCGUAGCUUUUGGGCAACUCCGGAACCUGACAGAUGGACGCGGAAGGGGCGUUCGCCCCGCCCCCGCCUCUGGCGGGGGAGCCAAAAGACUUGUGGUAUGUGGGUGCAAUAAUCAACGUGAUCGGCAGUAUCGCCAUCAACCUCGGGACGAACCUGAUGAAGUUGGGGCACAAUAAGCGCGCCAAAAUGCCCAUGCCGGACGACCAAAAGCCAUCCGUGCGGAAGAUCAAGGAGUGGGUGGUUGGCAUGUCCUUCUUUUCGGUUGGCAAUAUCCUGAACUUCACGUCGUUUGGUUUUGCGGCCCAGUCAUUGCUUGCGGCGCUGGGCAGCAUCCAGUUCGUCUCCAACGUCAUCUUCGCCUACUUCGUGCUGCAUGAGCAGAUCAAUCGCAUGGUGAUCAUCGCGACAACAUGUAUCGUGGGCGGGUGUGUGCUGUUGGUGGUGUUCGGAAACCAGAGCGGCGCGACAUACACAGUGAAGCAGCUGACGCAGCUGUACGGCAAGCCGGCGUAUGUGGUGUACCUGUGCCUUAUGGGCGUGGGCGUCGUGGGCGGCUAUAUGCUGUACCUGCACGGCUCCAAAAAGGUCGCCAAGAACGGACCGCGAGGCUUCUGGUACGCUAUCUUGCCGGUCGCAUACGCGGUGUUCUCAGCGCUGAUCGGGACGCAGAGCGUGUUGUUCAGCAAGAGCAUGUCGGUGAUCCUGCGCCUCACGUUCACUGGCGAGAACCAGCUCGGGAACUGGUACACUUGGUUGGUGCUGCCGCUGUUCCUGGCAACGGCGGUGUUUUGGAUUAGCCGCCUCAACAAGGGCCUACGCAUGUUCCCGGCGAUGAUCAUCGUGCCAGUAAUGCAAAUUAGCUGGACGCUGUUCUCCAUCAUCUCGGGCAUGCUGUACUUUCAGGAGUACCUGGGCUUCACGCCGAUCAAGUCGGUCAUGUUCCCCAUCGGUGUGCUGGUGGUCUUCGUGGGCGUAUUUCUGCUCACACAGAGUGGCGGCGCAGCUAAGCAGGCCAGCUACCAGAAGAUGGAGGAGGAGGCCGCCGCAAACGCCGCCAAGCAGGACACUGCGCAGUCUGCGUUUGGCUCCACGACGCAAAUGGUGGAGAUGCCCAAGCGGGAGCCAAGCAUAGAUGCCCGGUCAGAGAUUUCCUCAGAGCCCAGCGUUGCCGCACCAGCGCGCGUGGAGUCUCCAGAGAAGCUUGGCCGCGGGGAACAGGUGGCGCCAGCGGCUGCCCCGGAAGCCAGUGCGAAGCCGGGUCUGCAGACGCGGCGGACCGGGGAGGAGGUCGUGGAUGUGGAGAGGGGCGGCGACGGGUCGGCGGUGGAGGAGAUCAGCGCAGCCACGCCUUCCAAGGCGACGCCAUCGCUCGAGGACGUCGCCAAGAUGACGGAAAGCCCUUCGUCGAUGCUGGACUCGGUCAAGCGCCGCUUCCGGGCGGUGCAGGAGAGGCUGAACCGGGACCUGCUGAGCGUGGAGGCGCGCGAGGGCUUGAAGCAGGCGAUGGGCCUGGGCGAGGGCGGCAUGGCCAUCAGCCUGUUCGCCAUGCCCACAAUGAUGGACUACGCGCACGAGGUGAACCCUCGAGGGCACUUCUCUGGAGACCAGUCGAGUUCUGUCAAGACCGACAAUGGGUUGCGGCCAAUACUGGAGGACAUUGAGAUCCGCUCCACCAGCAGCUUCUCAUUGCCGUCGCGCGGGGCGGGGCGCGCUUUGGGCCGGGAAGACGAGGAUGUGCAGCACUCGGCGCCCGCCAGCCCGCGGCACGCGUCGCUCCCGCGCAAGCUGAUGGACAAGGCGGAGCGCGGCGUGCUCAAGAGCAUAGAGGCGGUCAAGCGGGCGCCGUCCAACCUGCAGCGGGCGGUGCGGGACAAGCAGGGCUACGGCUCGCUGUACGAUGACGAGGAGCGGGGGCUGCUGGAGGUGGCCAACUCGCUGGAGGUGACGGGGCGGGACGACAGCAAGUAGUGUGGAGGACGGGUCUCAUGGCGCGUGGUGACAUGGAGGGUGAAUUGUCUGUGGAGUGGGGGCUGCUGCAUCCGUGGCGCGGUAUGGUGCUGUCCCUCAUGGAGGAGCAGCCAUAGGCCAUAGACUUUGACACUGAUGGUCAUUUGGAGUACAUAACCAUGUGAGUAAACGGCACGAUAUGCCAGACUGUCACGUGUACACGAGCAUUGGUUGUGAGCGAUGCCAGCCUUGGACAUUGGGCAGUGCGACCAUCAGUGCGUAGUAGAAGCACGCACACGGUCCGGUGAUGCCAUGAUUGGCGCGUGCAUCCCGUGGGGGUUAUGGGUGCGGUAGGGAGCAGCAAGGGCACGAACAUGCAACGUUCUCCCUUAUCGGGGCGCGGACAGUGCCCUGGGCCCCUGGCGCUGUCGGAGUUGCAUCAGUGUGGCGCGCGCACUCGCGCUAUUGCCAGGCAAAAGCAACUUGAUUGGCAUUCUUCGCAAGGGGGUCCGGACAAUGAAGCGAUGACGGGAUUACCAGAGCAUCAAGGCCUCAAUCGAGGAUCAAGGCUAGGCGUUAUGAUGAAGUGCAUGAUGUGGAGGUCUCAGGUGCAGGCGGGUCCACAGCUUGGCGCGUGCUUUCUCAAGUCUUAAGUUAUUCUUGACCACGCCAGCACUUAUUCAGCAUGUAAUGUAAUAAAAUGGGCCC